UGUUUUCAAUUAAAUAGCUGUAUUGUUCAUAAAACGUGUAAUCAUACGUUUCCUUCAUUCAGAUCCCUUCUCCUACGCCGCUGCAAUAACCUGUUGUUGUUUUGUUUGCGGUGGAAUCUGUUAUCAAAUCGCAAAAAGAUAACAUCUAAUUGCAGCAAUAUGAGCAAAGCCAGCAACAUCAUGCGUUUGGCGCUACUGCAACUGAAGGGUUCCAAGGACAAGGUGGCCAAUGUCCAAAAUGCCGCCAGCAAAAUCGAGGCGGCGGUCAAGGAGCACAAGCCUCGAUUGAUCACUCUGCCGGAGUGCUUCAAUGCUCCCUACGGCACCAAGUACUUCCGGGAGUACUCCGAGACCAUUCCCGAUGGCUACACCUCGCAGCAACUCUCCAGUCUGGCCAGGAAGCACCAGGUGUAUAUCGUGGGCGGUACGAUACCGGAACUGGGCGAAGACGAUGCCAUCUACAACACAUGCACGGUAUGGUCACCCACUGGUGACCUAGUGGCCAAGCACCGCAAGAUGCAUCUCUUUGAUAUUGAUGUCAAGGGUGGCAUUCGCUUCAAGGAGUCGGAAACGCUGACCGCUGGCAAUGAUUUUACCAUUAUCGACAUAGAUGGACACAAGAUUGGCAUCGGCAUCUGCUACGACAUCCGAUUCGAGGAGAUGGCCAGGCUCUACCGCAACGCAGGCUGCGAGAUGAUCAUCUAUCCGGCUGCAUUCAACAUGACCACGGGUCCACUUCACUGGGAGCUACUGCAGCGAUCCCGUGCCAACGAUAACCAACUGUUUGUGGUCACUACAUCGCCGGCCCGUGAUACAAACGCCGAGUAUGUGGCCUAUGGCCAUUCCAUGGUGGUGAAUCCCUGGGCCAAGGUGCAGCAGAGUGCCAGUGAAGGCGAGGACACCGUGGUGGCCGAUAUAGACUUUUCCGAGGUCGAGCAAGUGCGUCAGCAGAUUCCCGUCUUUGGACAGCGACGUCUAGAUCUGUAUGCCACCGAAAAGAAGUCCAAAUAGGGGGUCUUAACAAAGGUUGCGUAACAAGGUCAAAGACUCUUUUUGAAAAUUCAAGAAUCUUUUGUUUUAACCACCUUUAAAGCUGUGCAUUUAUGUUAUUUGAUUGUAUAUAAAAUUUAUUAGACCUACACA
This is a messenger RNA of Drosophila teissieri, 1143 nucleotides long. Its product is annotated as omega-amidase NIT2. The transcript has 2 exons. Gene Ontology annotation, biological process: oxaloacetate metabolic process; L-glutamine metabolic process. Bases 160 to 1011 code for a protein of 283 amino acids. Gene Ontology annotation, molecular function: omega-amidase activity. Gene Ontology annotation, cellular component: mitochondrion. NCBI's taxonomy places the organism in Eukaryota, Metazoa, Arthropoda, Insecta, Diptera, Drosophilidae. The record is from RefSeq and is a predicted model, not a curated record.